AUGGCAAAUGGUAUACGAAGUCGAACAGGAUGCCUCACGUGCCGACUUCGUAAAAAGAAAUGUGACGAGGGCCGACCAGUAUGCCAGACCUGUCACUCCAUCGAAUUGACGUGUUAUGGUUAUAAUACGCCUUUCCCACGUUGGUAUACUGACAAGACCAACUGGGAAGAGGUGAAGAACUCUCCUGAGGCUAAAGCUCUUCGAGCUCUUGCAGAAACUCGUUACAAAAUUCGCAGGAAGUUUGGACUGAAGAAAUUUGCCUCCGCCCCUGACACCAGCAACGAGAACACCGUUUCUGAUGAUUCAUUCCAAUUUAAAUCGUCAUCUACGGAGAACAGCGUUGCCAUGAUCUCAAAUCCGUCUUCCAGAGCCGUGACUACCCCAAAUGUAUGGCAACUUUAUCCAGAGACGAUAUGGUGGGAUAGUGCACUCUGCAAUUUAGCACCGGUCAAUCCAUCUUCUUCUCGAAAAGACAUACGUUUACUCAUGGUAUUUUUGGAAGUCAUCCAUCCAAUAACACACGGAUUCUACCAGCUGUCAUCUAGCGGAGAUCGAAGCUGGCUCCUCAGCCGUCUUGUCGGCGAUCAAGCUUUGUAUCAUGCCUCCUUGAGCAUCAGUGCAUGUUUUGACCAUUCCCUCACACAGCCACCAAAGAUUGAUGCUAUCGGCAUCUGCUCCAAGGUGAGAUCCUUGCAGAACAUAGCAAUCCAUGAAUUGCAGACCAGAAUUCAUGCGUUCGUGACCGAGGAGAGGCUGUCGCUCCAAGACUUCGUCUGCGCUGGGGUGCAACUCCUUGACAUCAUCUUGAGCCUCAUCACCCUCGAGGUUUUCAGCAUGCUGCAAGGGCACUGGGAGACGCACCACCAAGCCGCAAGAAUGCUCUUGGACUAUAUUGAGACUUAUUCUCUAUCCAAAGGUGACAACAACAUGGGUCAGAAUGGAUCUCCCAUUGCAUACGUUCUGCUGAUGCCUCCAUUGGACGACCAACAAAGACGCACCAUCAUGUUUUGCCUGGCUAACUUCAUAUGGGUUGAUGUUAUAGCUACGGCUACCUUCGGACUUUCAUGUUAUACUCCCUGCGCUUUCGACUACCUCUCUCUUCUCGAGAACGGCGAUAUCAAGCCCGAACAUGCCAUGGGAUGUCAAGGAUGGAUCCUGGCAAGCAUCGUGGAGAUUGCAAGGUUGGAGCAGAGGAAAACGGCGCAGCAAACCCAGAUAUGUAUGAUAAGUACCACGGCGGAGACCACGCUUCGAGGUCUUCAGCUUUCAGACAAGCUCAGAUCUGGAAUUGAGAGACUCGAAAAGGAAGGCCGCAAGGCAAAUGUGCCAGUUGCUUCUAGUCUUGAAGAAGACAGCAGACUCGUCAGCAUUCUCUGGGCCUACGCUGCACAAAUAUUCUUGCAAGCCACAAUUCUUGAGGCUGAGCAUGCGCAACCAUAUAUCGAUCAGACUUUCAUCAACAUUUGCCUCCAGAAACUCGAGGAGCUACCCACUCGUCUUAUGAUCCGUGUUUGUUGGCCGUAUACGAUUGUCGGAUGUAUGGCCUCAGAUGAGUUCCACGCAAGAUUUCGCCGGAUUGUUGGCAGGACUAUGGAACAAUCUCAGCCUCCUGGUAUGACAUGGAAGGGCCUGAUGGUAAUGGAAGAGUGCUGGAGAGGCCAGCAAAUACAUGAGUAUAAGAGGAACGGGUGGAGAGAAGCCAUGGAACGUCUUCGUUCAAGGAUUCUUCUUGUCUGA
Molecule: messenger RNA, 1737 nt
Organism: Exophiala aquamarina CBS 119918
Lineage: Eukaryota; Fungi; Ascomycota; Eurotiomycetes; Chaetothyriales; Herpotrichiellaceae
Exons: 1
Coding region: 1-1737 (578 amino acids)
Biological process (GO): positive regulation of transcription by RNA polymerase II
Cellular component (GO): nucleus
Molecular function (GO): transcription cis-regulatory region binding; DNA-binding transcription factor activity, RNA polymerase II-specific; zinc ion binding
Source: RefSeq, a predicted model, not a curated record